AUGAAGUAUCGCAUCUGCUGCUGUCGCGACCGUGCCACCCGUGUCACCAGUGAGGUUGAACGUGUCGCAACGGGGGAGGUCCGAACAUGCCACAUUCACCAACUAAGGAUGUACCAGUAUGCUGGUAUGGCAUAUUGGAGGGCCUGGGGAGCUGAAUCGAACAUACCAGGGCGGAAGGAGAGCUCGAUGUUUGAAUGGACCGGCAGUUCCAACGCAGAAUCCGCUCCAGUCGGAAGGUCCAGAUCAGCUGGCUUUAUCACGGACGAUGUUCUACCCCUGGUGGUUAUUCUAUAA
Penicillium canescens is the source of this 294-nucleotide messenger RNA. RefSeq lists its product as uncharacterized. The transcript has a single exon. The coding region runs from base 1 to 294 and encodes 97 amino acids. NCBI's taxonomy places the organism in Eukaryota, Fungi, Ascomycota, Eurotiomycetes, Eurotiales, Aspergillaceae. The record is from RefSeq and is a predicted model, not a curated record.